CAGUCUGAAAGAAAAGAGUCCGGCUGUCAUCAUCAUGCUAUCAGCUUUGCAGCAAUGCUCGAGAGUGCAGGCCACGCUUUUUCUGGUCCACCUUCUGGCUUUACUGCUUUUCUCCCUCCUCCCUCAUCCUCCUCCCUGUAUCUCCCUCUUUCUCUUCUCUUAUCUCACAGCACCUUUUUCUUUCCUCUUCUACCUUUUUCUUUCUUGCUUCUUACUUUUUAAACCGAGUCUCCCCCAGGCAUGGCGGCUGCACUGAAGAAAAACAUUGGCAAGAUUGGCCAGUGGACUGGCGAAAAGCUGGGCCGUGACGGCGGCAAAAACCGAAACCUUCAGAGCGAGACGGAUACCCGGCACCAGGGCAUGGAUGGGAUCCAACAGGCGUAUAUCCUGUAUACGACGCAGCUGCUGAAGAAGAAGGACGCCACGGAUGCGUCGCGGCAGAAGCUGUAUCUGCUCGAAAACCUCGGUGCCUCGAUGGUGCGGCUUGGUGGCAGCCUCCCGAGGGAUUCCAACUACGGCCGGGCAUUGGAGCGGCUGGGCCAGGUCGAGGAGCGCAUGAACGACUCGCAGCUGCAAUUUGUGGCCCAGAUCAAGGAGGGCUGGGGCUCGAGUCUGCAGCGUGCGCUGGACGACUUCAAAGAGUACCAGCAGCUGCAGAGGAAGAUGGAAAGCCGGCGCGCCGACUACGACGGACGCAUGGCCAAGUACAACAAGGCGCGCAAGGAGAGCGUGCAGCUUGAGGACGAGCUGCGCUCGGCGCAGACGCGGUACGAGGACACAUACGACGAUCUGGCGCAGCGCAUGAUGACGCUGCAGGAUGCCGAGCAGGGCUACCUCAACGACCUGUACGGGUUCUAUGAAGCGCAAAUGGCACACUACCAGCAGUGCUACGAGAUGCUGGAUGGCCUGCGCGGCUCGCUGGACGAACUAAUGGCGAGCCGUCGGGCUCCCGCUGCCGACCGCAAUCCCAUGGGCGGCAGCCUGACGACCCGUCACUCAACGACGUCGCUGCGCGCCAGUGACCGCAACCUGAGCAUGCCGACCCGCCGGCCAAUCCCGUUCAACUCUCCGCACGGACGGUCGCUCUCGCGGUCCGCUACCACCAGCGCGGCCCGCGGCUACAGCGGCUCGCAGUACAGCGACAACAGCGACGAGAUGCAGGCCCAGUACAACUACGCCCACGGCAUCGACUCGACCCCCGACGGCGGUGGCCUGGAGGGCAGCCUGGCAGUUCCCCGACCCAACCCACAGCUGGCACGUGUGCAGAGCGAGAUUGGCACCAAUGGCUCGCGCCGCGCACCGCCGCCGCCGGUUGCCCCCCGCCGCCAUGCUCCAGCGCCACCGAUGCCUACCCGUACGCCGCGCCGCAUCCUGCGCAAAACAAUCUAUGCAUUCAACCCCGACGAGGGCGGCGAGCUGGCGCUGGCCGUCGGCGAUAUCGUCGAGGUCUCCGAGCGCGUCGAUGACGGCUGGUGGAUGGGCUCUAUUGUCCACUCGCAGGUCGCCAGCCGCCUCAGCCAGAGCGGCCUGUUCCCCGCCAACUACACCGAGGACUGCCAGGAGGCCGAUGUGCCGCCCAGGCUGCCUUCCAAGGCGUCGUCGCCGGGCCUGCGCACGCAAGCCGAUCCCUUUAUGAGCUACAAUCCGCCCCCCGCCCAUCGCGCCCGCACCCAGCCCGACCACCCGCACCAGCCGGCGGGCCACCAGCGCACCAACAGCCAGGCCCUCGCUGCCGCCAAGCCAUGCGCAUGCGGCUGCGACGACUACUCGCCGAACCUGUUCAAGAAGGGAAACUGCACCAACUGCUUCCACAACCACUAGGUGGCGCGAUAUGAAUGAGUGAUGCUCUCCUCCUUGCAGUAGCCCAGGUCCUUAGCCUCUCCCGCCGAACGUGUUUGCCAGCCAGUGCAAGAGCUCCACCAUUUAAUUUUCUUUCUUCAUUUCUCUCCUAUUUGUGUCGAAUAUUCUCCCCAGAUGAUGAC
Messenger RNA from Linderina pennispora, 1982 nucleotides. RefSeq names its product BAR-domain-containing protein. NCBI's taxonomy places the organism in Eukaryota, Fungi, Kickxellomycota, Kickxellomycetes, Kickxellales, Kickxellaceae. The transcript has 4 exons. Gene Ontology annotation, cellular component: mating projection tip; medial cortex; actin cortical patch. Bases 241 to 1821 code for a protein of 526 amino acids. Gene Ontology annotation, molecular function: lipid binding; protein binding. The record is from RefSeq and is a predicted model, not a curated record. Gene Ontology annotation, biological process: actin cortical patch localization; plasma membrane tubulation; endocytosis.